AUGGACAAUGCAGACUCUCAGCAGGACCUCUCGAUGGCCGAGAUGUGGCAAGAGGCUGCAGUCAGGUUCAAGGAACGGACCGGGACGACGUUAAGCCUGAAGCCUGCAAAAACGCUGGACGAUUGUAUUGCAGAGAUCGAGAAGCGCCAGCUGCCGGCGCCGUCGUUGUCGACAGAGACGGUAUCGACAAGAGACAAGGCCAAGCAGUAUGGAAUCAACAUUCUGCGGUGUCUGAAACUGCUGGGCGGAGUGGCUGCAGAAGGGGCAGAGAUGGUAUUUGCGCCGUCGAGCCUCUGCUUCAAUGCGCUGUCGCUUCUUCUGGACGUGCCAGAGAACAUCCAGGACUUCCACAGUGCGGUGGACGGCCUGUUCGAGACGCUUGGUCCAAGUCUCGGCGUCUUCAGGAUAUACGAGAGGAUCGAACAGUUCAAGAACAUCGAGCCUGAGCUGAAGCAGGCCAUCCAGCGGGUGAUGAUCAGCUUCAUUGACAUAUGCGCGCUCUACAUCAAGCUGCGUAACUCGGGGAGGUGGCGCAAGUUCAAGGCCGCGACGAAGCUCAUCCUCCUAGACGACGACUCCGGCGUCAAGAGUGAGGUUGAGCACUUCAAGACGCUGACAGCAGCACAUGGUUCGGUGCAGGCAACGCAAACGCUCAAGACGGUGCUAGAGAGCAAUAGCAGCCUCACGGCCUUUCUGACGGAAGCAUCCGAGACGGGCAGACGUAUAGAAGAGAUGGCCGUCUACGUGAUCGGUCUUCGGGACGCAGACGACAAGCGGAAGUCGGAGGAGACAAGGCGGAAGCACCUGGUCAACAUACGAGACAAGCUUGGCAUACAGGAAAAGGCACUGAAGGCGUCGAAGGAGGCCUACGACGAGCUCUGGCAUAUCUGUGUCCCUGGCACGGGCAGCUGGAUGGUGAAUGCGGACGGAAAUCCGGCAUUUCGCGAGUGGGCCGAGCGAAACAAUGCAGAGGCGAAGCCGAUGUUCCUGCUGAACGGCGAUCCCAACACGGGCAAGUCGGUCGUCAUGUCGUCCAUCAGCCACCACCUGCGAUCGAUCUACGAGGCGCCGGACAGACAAUCGCCUCGAACCCUGGUCGCAUCCUACUUCUUCCCCAGCUUCACGGGCAAGAGUGACGAGGACCGGCGACCGGUAGAGACGGCGCUGAAGUGCAUCGCGAUGCAGCUGGCCGAGCAGGACGGUGUCUGUGCCAGGAAGAUGUCGCAGGCGUGUGACGGCCGGACCGAUGCCGAGACGUUCUUCCAUGACGCCACCUGUGAGGGCCUCUGGGACCUGAUCAGCGCGUGCGUGCCGAGGGCCAAGACGACGGCACACUUUCUGCUUUUAGACGGACUAGGCUCGUUGCCGAGUGGACAGCGGGCCACGAUGGAGAUGCUGUUUGCCAUCUUGGACCGGCUGGAUUCAGAACAAUCACCCAUACGAGUGCUCCUGUCAGUCAGGCCGGACAGUCUUGCGACCAUGGGUGCGUGCAAAUGGCCAAAGAUCGACAUGGAGAAGCACAAUGCCGAGGACAUUCGCAGGUACAUCGACCACGAGCUCAAGGCCAAGGACAUGUUCCAGGACGCCGACGACAGCUCGGUCAGGAUUGGGACGCGGAUCCGAGACCGGCUGGCCAACGAGGUGGGUGGCAGCUACUACAAGGUGACGUCUGCCAUUGGCAAGAUCGAGGAGGUGGUGCUCAACGACGGCGAGGAGACUGAUGUGGACCGGGUGCUCGACGAGUCGAGCAAGGAUGAGAGGGCCAUCUCGCAGACGGUCAUCCGCACGCUGGAAGAGACGCUGCAGGCGCGCGAGAUCGCCGAGCUCAACGAGCUUCUCGUCUGGGUCAUCUUUGGCUUCUGCACAUUCCAUCUCGACCUGUUGGAUGCCGCGCUGUCUCUCCGGUUCAAGACACGGACCCUGCUCAAGCUGACGAACAAGUUGAAGGGAAAAUACGGCAAGAUCUUCCACGUGCUGUCCGACGGUUACGUCGACAUUGCCGAAGACAUGGAGGCCAACCUGCAGAAGGAGAGGACGCAGUCACGGGUGGUGGAUGAGGCGCCCACGUUCUCGGCCACCAUCACCAUCGCCAAGGCUGACCUCACAAGUGUGCAGUCGUUUCUCUGGAGCUUCAUGCAAAAGGCCAACCAGGACACCUUGGGCUUCCAGCAGCUGACCGACCAGACCGGUAUCAAGGGCACCAUCGGGGUCAACCGCUUCGACGCCCACCUCAGCAUUGUCCAGCAGACAUUUUCCAUCCUGGCCGAGGCGCCGGACCUGAGGACACGGCCGCUGGCGUCAUACCUCCUCAACUAUCUGCCUCAGCACCUGGAGGUCCUGGAGGAGGCGACGGGCAUCGAUGCGCUGACGCCGGCGGAGAAGCAGAUGGUCGGCGAAGGUCUCUUCUCGCUCGUCGUAUCUGGCGAGGUCAUUGAGAGGCACUGGGGCAGCUGCGACGCUCUCGUUUGGUUCCGCGAAGAUGACGAGGUUCGGGUAUUUCGGCGCUGGCUCGCCGACCCGUCCGUCACCUCGCGCCUCGGCCGACUGGACCGCGAAUGGCUCAGGGAUGUCGAGGCCGACCAGAGACCAAACCGAGCACUUCUGGCGAAGCUGGCCAAGACGGUGGCACGACACUGGCUGCGAGACACCGACUGGGAGGUGCGCAUUUCGUACGAGUGGCUGCGCGGCCUUUUGAUGUUGUCGGGAGCACCGGAAAGCACCGAAAGGCCAAGUGACACGCCUGAUAGCUCAAAAAGUUCCGAGGCAGUCGCUGAGUCAGUCACCGAAAUAACGGUCGAGUCGGCUGCCGACUGGUGCCGACAAGUCCUUGUCGUUUCCGAGCUGGACUCUCUCUGGUACAGACGCCUUGGCGAGACGUUCUACGAGGUCCAAGGACCGGGACUAGCAGUCGAUGCAUUCCACUCAGCUCUCAGCCUCGGCGACGCGAGCGCGGAAGUUUACGAGGGAUUGGCAAAGGCGUUGGCAAUGCAGGGAAAACUGCCAGAGGCGUGUGACCGUGUAAAUGAGGCUUUGAAGCUGCUCGACGAAGACGAUGGGGUGAACAGGCCGAUUCUGAUCCGCAUCUAUACGCAUCUUUCGACGUGGUACACCUCGUUGAACGAGCCCAAGCGUGCGGCCGAGUACAUGAAAAAGGUGAUUGGUCUUUCUCCAGACGAUCACGCCUCAUGCUAUGCUCUCCUGAAGCUCCAUCUGAUGUCGGAUGACGGCAGUCAUGCAGCCGAGUUCCUGGAGGACCUGACCGGCGCCUCAGAUGUGCAAGAUGAGCCAGGCCGCUUUGGCAACAUUGUCAGCGACAUGUUUGGGGACUGGCAGCACGAGACGGUGCUUCCGAAGCUCUUCACGGCGAUUUCCGAGAACAGCAACCUGUUCGCGCGCAUUCUGCAAGAGCUGGACCGCGCCAUCGCCAGGGCACAAAAGGCCGAGGAUCUUCCGACCAUGGCCGAGAUGCUGCUCUACAAGGGCGCUGCGAUCUACCACUACAGCAACGACACGGCAUCGGCCACGUCAGCCAUUGCCUGCUGGAGCAAGUGCCUCGACGUCAAGAUCGACUCGGACUGGUCGUCCAACUACAGCACAGCCUCCCGACUGUUGAGUGCCUACCACUUUGACCGGGCGAGAGCGUCAGACGAGACGGCCGUGCGGCAGAAAGAUGUCGAGCGGCUGAAGCACCUGCAGACGGCCGAAACCCGCAGCAGGCUCUUUUCCAUGUCGGCAGCCAAGGCGUAUCUUGCGUCUUACUACACCAUCAACCGAGAGUGGACAAGCGCCCGAACUGUGGUCAAGGGAUGUCUCUAUUCUGCCUUUGACCUUCUCUCCGACGACACGGAAGAGAAUGACUCGGACGCCAUCUACAUGAUCGCCUGUAUCCUGAUGCACUGCGGCGACGAGCGCAAUGCCAUCUCGGCCUUCUCGAUGCUGCCUCCACGACCAGACAAGGGAAACGUCCUGGCCUGGCUGCUCGAUUUCGAAGAGGACCCGGCACGCGACGCAAGCCUUGGUCUGAUCAGGGCCAUAGAGGAGGAGGACAAUUCAUCAUCUCUGAACAAGCAGAUCGAUUUGGCUCUCGGCCUCGUGGGGAAGCGGAUUAGAGUAGGUGCAGACGCCACACUUGUCGGCGUGUACGAAGAAAUCCAGGCGAGACUGCGCCAGGUCACUGUGAGCAAAAAUCUCGGCAGUCUCGGCUAUUGGUGCGAUGGGCCAUGUGGCAGGAAAUGGGACUUUGAGAAUGCGAUGCACGCCUGCAAAUUCUGCUACGACCGCGGCUUCUGUGACCAAUGUCUCGAGAUGCUGCAGCAGGGACAGCUCAAGAGCCCGACCGUCUCCGGACUCGUGUGCAACAAGAGCCACGAAUGGCUUCUCCUGCCCAAGUGGGACAAGCAACGCACUCUAGAUGUGGUCAGCGGAAACACACGGACCGGCGGCCAGUUCGAAGGGGGAGUGUGUGUCGGCGGAGAGGCUGUGUCUACAAAGACCUGGCUGGCAGACCUGAAGCGCGAAUGGGGAUACGUAGAGAAUGACAAGUCCGUCGACGGACAGGAGGAUAUGGGUGGAGCCGACAAGUCGACAUGA
Molecule: messenger RNA, 4590 nt
Organism: Grosmannia clavigera kw1407
Lineage: Eukaryota; Fungi; Ascomycota; Sordariomycetes; Ophiostomatales; Ophiostomataceae
Product: nacht and tpr domain containing protein
Exons: 4
Coding region: 1-4590 (1529 amino acids)
Molecular function (GO): protein binding
Source: RefSeq, a predicted model, not a curated record